Molecule: messenger RNA, 2000 nt
Organism: Diprion similis
Lineage: Eukaryota; Metazoa; Arthropoda; Insecta; Hymenoptera; Diprionidae
Exons: 2
Coding region: 484-1047 (187 amino acids)
Source: RefSeq, a predicted model, not a curated record
AUUUUCCUCGUUAAAACAAAACGAAACCAGAAGAAUAAAAAAAGAAAUUGAACGCGGAAAAAAGAAUCGCGUGCAAUCUCUUAUUCGGAUUCCAUUAUUAGGAUAGGACCGAAGAGUCUGCAGGUAUUCAAAUCGUUACGCGUGUAACGGCGACAUCGCAUUUUGCAGUGGGCGGUCUUUGCGCGUCUGUAACACAUCUCGGGCCUUUCUACCUUGAGUUUGUGUGCUGGCAAGAAGUUCUGCUCGAUCAAUUAUAAAUUUUACACUGACAGACAACAGGUGCUGUAUCGUCCGAGAACUCUGGCCUUUCGGACUUAUUUAGUCUUACCUCAUCGCGAUUCUAGAUUCUAUGAUUCGCGAUAAAUAAUUAUUUAGCCAUUAUCGCGCAACGAUCCAAGUGCUCCGUUUGUGAUAUUAUACCUGCAAGCGUGUAUUAUUUUGCUGAAAUCCUUCUAUCCUGUCGUACCGAAAUCCGGAUAAAUUAUGGUGUACUUAGGGAUCAUUCCUGUUAUCGGUGUUAUCCUGGUAUGCAAUUCUGGAUUUGCCAGGCCACGGACUCCGCAAUCUACGCGGUUUCCAAAAUCUUCUGAGAAUUCGGUCGGAGAAUUCGUUCUUUGGAGUUGUACUGCCACAGCUCAAUUGCAAAGGAACAGCAUAAACAACAACAUCGUUCAUAUCACGCCUGGAGUCGGUCUUCCAACUUUGACCGAUAUUCGUUCCGCGAUCGGCUCUCGCACCCGAUCAAAUAAUCUGCAUCUGGAUCAUAAAGACGAUGAUCGCGUGAACAACAUUCAAAUAAUUAAGUUAAACACCAUCCCUAAUCACCACGAACGCAACAAACCGAAUGCAGAUCGGUCAGCAAACCACAAGGAUACAACGAUCUCGGACUCCCCGUUGAGGACAAUAAGGGUGAACGCAUUCAGGAAGAACACACCUGUAAUUUUCAGGGCUAAGCCUCAACUACCCCAACUCGAGGAUAAGCCGUUAAAAAAGGACGAGAUCGACAUGCACAGUAGCGAAAUAAUAACCGUGAUCAAGUCUCAAUGAUGGUCAAUGGCAAUUUCGUGCGAUUGGUCGCUAAAUAUUAAGUGUUACGUUUAUUUUUCAUGAGAUAGUGAUUGAUCGCCAUAUAUACAUAUAUAUAUAAUGUAUGUGUUUGUUAAAAUGAUGUAAUUGAGCGUGAUUAUAAUUAUUGCUGAUUGUGUUGCAUCGAGGAUUAACGCCGAAUAGUUUCCUAUACAAUCGUUGAAGUAUGUGUGCGUAGAUUGCUUGUUGGCUGUAUGAGUAUCUGUAUGAAUAAAUCAUGUAAUACAUCGAAGAGUUUAUAUACUUGAAAUUAGAUGUUAGACAUCGCUAUAAUUAUGUGGGUAGAAUCGCACAAUGACAAAACAUUUUUCAGUGCUCAUACAUCGUUCUUGUAAGAUGAUGAGCAACUUUAAAAAUUCCUGAAUGCAUGUUAUAACGACUUUAAACGAUUUGAUGUAGUAAAAAUUUACAAGUUUGAAAAUACAUUUGCUUGUAGUUGAUCUGUGAAAUGACGAGGUUCUGCUUUCCACCCUUAAUUUUAUACUUACAACAGCAGCUAAGGCUGCAGGAUAAUCGCUUGCGAAAAGCGAUGAUGACAGUAAACAGAAUUUUUGAAAUAAUUGCUUUAUUGAAAACCUAAAUAUAAGACUAUCAUAUUGUUUUCGAAAAGAAAUUAGUUUGUACUAGUAGUCGAUAUUGAAUUUGGUGGUAUUCUGAUAGAUUCUGGUAGAGGCAGCAAUUCGAUCUGCAAAAAAACCAUAUAAAAAUGACGUAUUUUGAUAUUUGUAAUAGUAUUAGUUUUGAAUAUUUAGUAAGAUGUAAGAAUGAUUGACUUGUGACCUUUGUGACUUUCAUAGCAACUCCUUCAGGUAAGUUCCUCUGUAUGUAUUCAAGUAUCGUAUCGGCGGUAGAUUCAGUGAGGCGGUGAAGAUCAAUAAAUCUGUAGUAAGUUCUGAUUUCAUAUUGAACACGAU